Hibiscus syriacus is the source of this 1434-nucleotide messenger RNA. RefSeq names its product metacaspase-1-like. Lineage: Eukaryota; Viridiplantae; Streptophyta; Magnoliopsida; Malvales; Malvaceae. The record is from RefSeq and is a predicted model, not a curated record. Gene Ontology annotation, molecular function: cysteine-type endopeptidase activity. The coding region runs from base 122 to 1252 and encodes 376 amino acids. Gene Ontology annotation, biological process: proteolysis. The transcript is spliced from 5 exons.
CUCUUCCAAUCAACGCUGAUCUCUUCUUCUUUAUAAAUUCAUCCUUUUUCCCCAAAUUUGGAAGUGAUUUUUAGAAUUUGCCUUGUGAUUUUGAGGAUUGUAUCCGCCGCCAGGACCAGGCAUGUACCACAAUUACCCUCCGCCGAUGCUGGUCGACUGUUCCGGAUGCCGCACCCCUUUACAGCUCCCGCACGGCGCCCGAUCCAUACGUUGCGCCAUCUGCAAAGCCGUUACCAACAUCGCCGACCCCCGAUCCGUCCCUCCUCCCUCUCAGCAACCUGCUACUUCCGCCCACGCUCCUCCUCUGCCUUCUUCUUCCCCUCCUUCCCCCUACAACCACGCGCCUCCAGGUGCCCCUCCCCACGCGAACGGUCGGAAAAGGGCGGUGAUCUGUGGGAUAUCGUAUAGAUAUUCAAGGCACGAGCUCAAGGGUUGCGUUAACGACGCAAAGUGCAUGCGUUACCUUCUUGUCAAUAGGUUUAAGUUUCCCGAAUCUUCCAUUCUCAUGCUCACCGAAGAAGAAACUGAUCCCUACAGGCUUCCAACUAAGCAUAAUAUGAGGAUGGCUUUAUAUUGGCUAGUUCAAGGAUGUCAACCUGGUGAUUCUCUGGUGUUUCACUACUCUGGUCAUGGUUCCCGGCAACGGAAUUACAAUGGUGAUGAAGUUGACGGCUAUGAUGAGACCCUUUGCCCUUUGGAUUUCGAAACUCAAGGGAUGAUUGUUGAUGAUGAGAUAAAUGCAACAAUUGUUCGACCACUAACUCAGGGGGUUAAGCUUCAUGCGAUCAUUGAUGCUUGCCAUAGUGGAACUGUAUUGGAUUUACCAUUCCUUUGCAGAAUGAACAGGGUUGGACAGUAUGUAUGGGAGGAUCAUCGUCCUGCAUCAGGUUUAUGGAAGGGAACAAGUGGUGGUGAAGUAAUCUCCUUCAGUGGUUGUGAUGAUGAUCAAACCUCUGCUGAUACAUCUGCUCUAUCAAAGAUUACAUCAACUGGUGCCAUGACAUUCUGCUUCAUCCAAGCCUUCGAGCGGGGGCAUGGGGCUACAUAUGGGAGCAUUCUCACUGCAAUGCGCAAUGCUAUUCGAAGUGUGGGCGGCGGUGGUGGCGACCUUGUUGGUGGUGCUGUUACAUCCCUCGUCACCAUGCUUUUGACAGGAGGUAGUACUACCGGACUUGGUGGUGGGCUGAAGCAGGAGCCCCAACUGACAGCAUGUCAGCCGUUUGAUGUGUAUACUAAACCUUUCGUCCUUUGAUUUUCUUUUUCUAUAAACGUUUAUAUUGCGCUGUUCGUUAAUUGAAUGUGUUUGUAUCUCUAGAUAAGGGUUUGGAUUUCAUUUGUAUUCUGAAAACAUAUUGGUUGAGCAAGAACUUCCUGGGUUAUCCCAUCACAUUUCCUAGCUAUGAUUAAUAAAUCCACGUUUCUCUAUGUCUUCAA